This is a messenger RNA of Phaeoacremonium minimum UCRPA7, 663 nucleotides long. RefSeq names its product putative integral membrane protein. Bases 1 to 663 code for a protein of 220 amino acids. Gene Ontology annotation, biological process: Golgi to endosome transport; Golgi to plasma membrane protein transport; protein localization to Golgi apparatus. Lineage: Eukaryota; Fungi; Ascomycota; Sordariomycetes; Togniniales; Togniniaceae. Gene Ontology annotation, cellular component: trans-Golgi network; Golgi membrane. The transcript has 2 exons. The record is from RefSeq and is a predicted model, not a curated record.
AUGGCGCGACGGAGGAGACCCCCGCGGUCGGGCGCGCUGACAGAGCUGCCGCCCCUCAAGAUCCUCGGCCAGAUCGCCGCGCUCCAGGCCGUCUUCUACGUCGCCGCGCUGGUGCUCAUGCUGUUCAGCACGCUGGUUGCCGGCACAAAGUUCACGCUCGACAUGGUGUUUGGCUGGUCUGCCGUGAGAGGAGACACAACGCAGGGCUGGCUGGUUGCUUUUCUGUGGAUUUUGGACGGAGGCUUGUUCAUAGCCCUCGCUAUCGUCCUCAUAGUCAUCCGCUCGAAACUCGUCCUCGACUUCGCGCUGACGGUUCACUUCCUACAUCUCCUCGUCGUCUCGCUCUACACAGGCCAGAUCCCGCGCAACGCCUCUUGGUGGGCCGCCAUGGCGCUGUCAAGUGGUCUAGCUGUCAUGCUGGGGAUGUGGGGGUGUCGAUAUCGCGAGUUGCGGCCCAUCUCCUUUGGCGGUAGCGGAGGCGGAAAUGCUGCUGCAAACGGCGCAGCUGGUAAUGGUGAGGGGAGCAGUAAUGCUGGCGAAGGAGGCUCCGGGACACAGGGCGACGAAGAGCAGGGCUUCUCAAGAGGCAGGGGAAGGGGGAGAGGGCGAGACGGGGCGGGGGAGUACGAGAUGGUCAAGAUGAAUGGGGAUGCGGCUCCCUAA